This is a messenger RNA of Nestor notabilis (Kea), 841 nucleotides long. It is a transcript of the gene UBE3D, whose product is annotated as ubiquitin protein ligase E3D. The record is from RefSeq and is a predicted model, not a curated record. Gene Ontology annotation, molecular function: ubiquitin conjugating enzyme binding; ubiquitin protein ligase activity; cyclin binding. Gene Ontology annotation, biological process: proteasome-mediated ubiquitin-dependent protein catabolic process; protein monoubiquitination; protein autoubiquitination. The annotation marks the transcript as partial. Lineage: Eukaryota; Metazoa; Chordata; Aves; Psittaciformes; Psittacidae. Gene Ontology annotation, cellular component: cytosol; nucleus; ubiquitin ligase complex. The transcript is spliced from 7 exons.
AUUUGGUUUCUACUCUGAGGCAGAGCCUUAAAUCCCAGAAGAAUUAUGUCUUUUACUGUCAAUCAUGUGGUGACAUCAUAGUAAAAGACCGGAAAUUCCUCAGAGUUCUUCCUCUACCAAGUGAAAACUGGAGUGCUUUAGUUGAAGAGUGGUGUUGUCACCCCAACCCCUUUCCCACAAGCACUUUGCGCCCUCAGCAUGGUGACUGUUUUCUUGGAGACACUUUUUUUCUGUUGAAUUCAGAAAGUGAAUCACAUGUGCCUGAAUCUCCCAUGUGCUGCUCAGAGACUGGACACCAUACUUCUCAGAGUCGCUCUAACUUGAAAUCAAAGGAAAAUACCAGAGUAGUUUGUAAGCGCUGCAAGACAAUGCUGGGAGAAACAGUAUCAUCAGAUACCAUUAAGUAUUAUGUCACUGAGGUGAUUAUUCAACCGUCUGAGGAAAGUUUCAGCCCAACACCCAGGUCUCAGUUCAUACAGAGUAUGGUUGCUCGGUGUCUUGUGGAAUUGUCCUCUGCAAAAAGCACAUUCAGAUUCACCUUAAAAGGGCAUAAUGGAAAAAUCUACAUUCUGGACACUUCUGUUUUUUCCCCAUUUUCUCCAACACUUCAACAAGUGUUUGUCUUCAACACUUGGCUUAAAGUACUAUGCGUAAUGGUCCUAGCUAAUGAGAUAUGGCUUUUAAAUUCUGACACUUUGCUGGUGGAGUCUUCAGGAAUUUCCUCUUCCCGUGGUGUUUUUGCACCAUUUGGAGAUAUUUUCAAGCCUAGCUCUGGACCAGUGGGAACCUGGAAUGCUGUGAAAGUCCUUUACCAGUCAUGCAUUAAAAGCAGGAAUAAGGA